Messenger RNA from Malania oleifera, 772 nucleotides. RefSeq lists its product as uncharacterized. Lineage: Eukaryota; Viridiplantae; Streptophyta; Magnoliopsida; Santalales; Ximeniaceae. The coding region runs from base 131 to 523 and encodes 130 amino acids. Gene Ontology annotation, cellular component: mitochondrion. The record is from RefSeq and is a predicted model, not a curated record. The transcript has 4 exons.
GUUGCAAUGCCAAGAUAGACGGUUUCGACCCAAAAUCUCCCCCAUUUCAUGCCCAGAGUCUACGUCCUUCUGCAAGAGCAGAGAAGCCUAGGGCCGAAGCUGCGGCUGCUGGGGAGUAUCACGAUCUUCAAUGGGUUACGUACAAGAAGCUAGAGAAAAUCACGUUAAGAAGAAAGUAGAAGAAGCACUACGUAGUAAAAUGAAGCAGAAGGCACUAAAGGAAUGUGACCAGUUUACUGCAAAAUAUGCUGAAUGUGCUGCAGGAAGAACACUGUCCGUCGUUUGGAGAUGUCGCAAACAAGCUAAACAAUUAAAUGAUUGCCUUCAUCUGUUGUGUAGACGUAUCAGAAGAAAGCUCAUGAUCAUUGAUUACCUGAUCAGGACUGGGCGUCGACUCAUGGUUGUUCGGAGCUAUCACCGGUUCCAACUCUUUUGGUGCCUCGGCACCAAUGAUGGAGUCUUGGAGGAAAUGAAGAGAGAAUACAUGCUUGAACAGGAUGUGAAGGCUUCAGCUGGAGUGUAAGCUCAUACUUGGUUGAUCAGUUAAAAAUGGUGUAUCUGAAGUACAAAAUGGUUUGUUUGAGCUUGUUUUAGUGGUGAUUCUAUACCAUAUCCCAGCCUGUUGCAUGGGGUUGCCAGUUAAAUUCUUUUUAACCCACCACAGUGAACUAGAGGUGCGAGUAGAUGGGCAAGUUCUGAGUGUUAGAUAGGCUUUAAAAUUCAUUGAAAUUUGAUUACUCACCUGAUUAACCUGUUUGCAGCCAUUUGGAAA